Molecule: messenger RNA, 2778 nt
Organism: Cyphomyrmex costatus
Lineage: Eukaryota; Metazoa; Arthropoda; Insecta; Hymenoptera; Formicidae
Product: general transcription factor 3C polypeptide 3
Exons: 4
Coding region: 1-2778 (925 amino acids)
Biological process (GO): transcription by RNA polymerase III
Cellular component (GO): transcription factor TFIIIC complex
Molecular function (GO): protein binding
Source: RefSeq, a predicted model, not a curated record
AUGGAAUGUAAAGCAAAUAAGGAAAACGUCAGCAUGGAUAUGGUUAAAAAAGUUGCAAUGGAAGUGCAACUUGAAAAAUCGGCUGUUGAUGACAGCCUAGCUGUUCAUGGAAACAGUAAUGUAGCAUCAGUGAUAAUAGAAGAAUUGGAUGAAAGUGCUAUCAGUUCAAUGGAUAUGGAUAUAAAUGAAUUUGUUGAAGCAAAGGCAUUAUAUAUAAGAGAUGUAACAGAUGUUAUUCCAAAUUCUACGUUUUCUCUGCCAUGUAAUUUCAACAAGGAUAACGUGGAUAUGGAAGAUCAGGAUAUGCUGUUAACUAUCGACGAGGAAGAUCAGUUAACAAAACAGUUUUUAAAUGGCGAGUUAACGUUCAGUGAAUAUUCAUAUAGAAUGGAUCAGGAUACAGAUUUAGAGAUGAUAGAAAAUGAUACUCCCAGAGUAACAAUUGGAAUUGAUCAUGUUACUGUUGAAAAGAUAGAACAAAAGCAGCAUAAAACAAGUAACAUGCGUCAAAAAAAGAGAAGGCGUGUUUUACCACCAGUUUUGCAAGGACUUAUGGGAGAGGCAAAUUUAAGAUUUGCAAAAGGUGAGGUAGAUUUAGCAGCUCAAAUAUGCAUGGAAAUCAUUAGACAAGUACCAAGCGCUCCAGAACCAUUUCAGACGUUAGCUAUGAUAUAUGAAAAUGAUCAACCAGAAAAGUCAUUGCAAUUUGCUUUAAUUGCUGCGCAUCUUAGUCCUAAAGAUGCUGAUCAGUGGGUAAGAUUGGCUAAUUUGUCAUUGGAAAGUGGUGAUAUAAAGCAAGCGAUAACGUGUUACUCUAAAGCGAUUCAAGCCAGUCCAAAGGACAUAAGUUUAUAUGAGACACGAGCGCAGCUUCAAGAACAAAAUGGAGAUAAAAAAGCGUACCUACGAGGAUAUACAAAACUGAUUCAUCAAUUGGAAGCCGAAGAUGGUGAAUAUAUAAUAAAAUACGCAAAAAUAUUAGCCAAACGUUAUAUGCAAGAAGAUAACAACGAACAAGCAUUAGAAGCAGUGGAGACUAUCUUUGCCAAAUGUCCUGAUCUCAUUACAUUAGAAGAAGUUAAUAUCAUGACUGAAUUAUUAAUAGCACUAAAGCAAUUUCAGAGAUGUUUAGAUAUAUUGGUAAAAUAUACGAAUAUUCAGAUACGAUAUAAAAAGAAUGAGGAAAAAGAAAAAAGCAUAGCAGUCAAUGACACCAAGUCCGACAAGGAACAAGGGUGUAGUAAUAUGAAAGGAAAAGCUACAUCUUCAUCAAGAAGCCAAAAUAGUAACGAGAUAGAAUCUUGCGAUAUACCAGAUAAUGUGGUUGUUGACUUGAAAGCAAAAUUUCUUAUCAUUCUCAUCGAAUUGGAUUACAUUUUCAUAGCUGAAAAACUGUUACCAGACUUUUACACGCGCGAAAAUCCAGAGAUUUCGGGAGAUCUCUUUUUAGAUGUAGCGGAAGCACUAAUGGGCAAGAAAGAAUUUCAUCGCGCCAUGAUUUUGUUGGAUCCAUUAGUCAAAAGCUCGAAUUUUAGUUUGGCUGCAGUUUGGCUAAGACAUGCGGAAUGUUGGGUUGGUUGUAAUGAUAUAGAUAAAGCUACAGAAUCUUACGAAGCUGUUCGAAAAUUGUCACCACAGCAUUUAGGCGCAAGAUUAGCUCUAGCUAAACUUUAUAAAAAGUCGGAACGUUACGAUAAGGCAAUACAAGUUCUUUACCAAGAUCCUGAAUCUGAUACAUUAGAUUCUGACGUUCUGUAUCAAAGAACACUAUUACUUUUUAAAGUUGGGAGAUACGAGGAAUACUUUUCCUCGGGAAUGUUACUUUUCUCAAGACAUUGUGUUAAUAUAAGAAGAAAAGUUGAAUUAAAUGCAUUAGCACGUGCAACAGGUGUUCGACAACGGCUUGAUAGCCUCCAAUUACGUCGUUUAUCAUGUGGAGAAAAGUUGGAAGAUGAAAAUGCGCCAGUGUUCACUACUAACACAAGACCGAGCGAAAAAAAUGAAUUUCUACUUUUCCUACAAAUGUGUAAACUAUCAUAUAAAUUAAACAAGUAUGGUUUUCUUCAAAGAUUAUGUUUUACAGCUCUAACAUCAAAGAGAUUUAAAAAUAGAGACUCUCAUAUUAUCUUUUUGUGUUUGGUUUCUUGCAUUCAUAAUAAGGAUUCUUUUUACGGUUACAAUAUUGUCCGAGAAUUCGUACGUGUCUGUCAAAGAUCCAAUUCGUGGAAUUUGUUAAAUAUAAUUAUUCAAAGAGCAGAAGAUUUGAGACACAACAGAUUUAUAAUGCGAUUACUUGGAAGAGACAUAUUUUCAUAUUUGCAUAUUAUGCAUGCAAACAACUGUCUUGUUUCGGGAACUUACAAAUAUGCUCUAAAUGGUUAUAUGUCUCUCUUUAAAGUAACACCUAGUGCAUUGUUAGCAUUGUUAAUAGGCGUGACGCAAUUACAAAUGGCAUGUCAAAAGAUGUCAGCUAAGAAGAAUCAGCUAGUAAUUCAAGCGCUAACCUUCUUCAAAAAAUACAUGCAAUUACGUGGAGAAGAAGGUCAACAAGAAACUUAUUAUAAUAUGGCACGGGCGUUUCAUCAAAUUGGUUUACUACCGUCUGCGAUUCAUUUUUAUAAGUUGGUCCUGAAGGAAAAUCCAGGAGAUUUAGUUAAUCAACAUGCGAAUCUUUUGGAUCUAAGAAAGGAAGCAGCGUUCAAUUUGCAUCUUAUUUAUCUACAAUCUGAAAAUUACCUUCUUGCUAGAAUGUAUCUUGAAAAUUAUAUCACGAUAUAA